Molecule: messenger RNA, 1038 nt
Organism: Entrophospora candida
Lineage: Eukaryota; Fungi; Glomeromycota; Glomeromycetes; Entrophosporales; Entrophosporaceae
Source: the annotation of a GenBank genome assembly
AUGAAAACAAAUAAAAAAACAAGUCCGCCUAAAAAAGUAGUAGAAAGUAUCAGAAAGGAAAUGACCAACCCUAAUUUUCCUUACAAAAAUAUUAAUCUAAUGCCGGAUGCUACUCCUUUAGAAAAGAAUAAAUAUGAAAUUUGCCAAAAGAUACUGGCUUAUAAGCAAGAUAACAAACUGACUAUAGAAAAGGUGGCUAAAAGUAUUCAAUUAACUAUACCGGAGACUGAGGAUAUUUUCUUUGGCCGAAUUAAUAAAUUCACUUUGGAUAGAUUAGUAGAAUAUGCUACUAAACUAGGAAUAUUUUUACAAAAGACAAAAUAUUUUUUUAAAAUUAUGGGAAAAUACAGCAAAAAAAGAGUAGAAACUAGUAGAAAGUUCACAAGUGCAGAAAAAAUGAAAGAUAACUUCUUUGCUAAUUCUGCAAGAAGAAGAAAAGCCGGCGAUAAAGUCCAUGGCGAUGCUGCCGAUGAUGUUAAUGAAAUAAAACUGUCGGCUAAUGAGGAAAUAUUUAACCAAAAAAAGCAAGCGUUAAUUAGUAAAGUUCAAGAUUGCAUUAACAAAUGUCAAGCCACUGAAACUUAUUCAAUUGCUAAUAUUCAAAAAUUGGAACCUAAACAUCAGAAAGAAUUGUUGAAAUUAGAAGCAGAAGCAAAGCAGGCAGAAAACGAAUACAAAGAAAACAAAUCCAAAGCAGACCAAGAGACUGACCCGGAUAAAAAGGCUGAAUUCAUGCUUUUAGCCAACAAAGCAGCAAAAAAGGCGGAAGAAAUAAAAAGGAAAGUUAAGACUAAUCCCCUCGCUGAUUUAAGCCGUUUCAGCAACUUAGAUACUUUGACUAUUCUUUUAAAAGGUAAUGUUCCUAAAAAAACUCCUUCUAGUAGCAAAGCAAAUAACAGUAGUUCUUCACAGAAUACUUCUAGUUUCAACCACUCUUCAACCGACACUAAUAACCACCAACUCCUUAUUUUUGCUGGAAUAGCACUUUUACUAAUCUUCUACUUCUACACUCAGAAAGAAGAAAACUAUAAUUUUUAA